Messenger RNA from Rotaria sp. Silwood1, 1422 nucleotides. The record is from the annotation of a GenBank genome assembly. NCBI's taxonomy places the organism in Eukaryota, Metazoa, Rotifera, Eurotatoria, Philodinida, Philodinidae.
AUGUCGAAUAACAAUGAUGAAAAACUACGAAAUAAAUCUUUAUCAAAAAGAAAUGAUAGAGAAUCAGGAUUAAUUAAUGAUAUAACACAUCAAUUAUUAAUUCAUACACGACAAGGUCAUAAUAAAGUUAUAUCAGAAUCAAUAUUACCAUUACUAUUAUGUUUUGCAUGUCCAUUUUUUGUUCGAUCAAUUGUUUUUAUAUGUAAUCAUUGUGAUGGAUCAAUAAUGGAAUAUCUUCGACGUCUUUUAUUCGAUCAUACAAUGACAUUAAAAGAUGUUUUAGAAAAUUUUUUCUAUUUUCAAUGGCAUUGGCCAUCAGCCAUAAUUAUUUUUGGUGUUUUUACUUAUGCUAUUAUUAUGACGAUGUUAUUACCUGGUGAUGAAUAUAGUGGACCAAUAACGGAUACAGGACAUGUACCAAUCUAUCGAAAUAAUGGUUUCAAUUAUUAUAUUGUUUCAUUAAUUAUAUUUGCUUUAUUAACAAUAGUGUUAAAAUUAAAUAAUCUUUCUCCAACAUAUAUAUAUGAUCAUUGGGAAGAAUUUUUAUCAACUGUAAAUACAUUUGGCUUUUUAUUAUGUUUUGGUGUUAUGAUCAAAGGUAAAUAUAUGCCAUCAACAAAUGAUCAUCGAUCAUCAUCAAAUUGGUUAACAGAUUUUUAUCGUGGAGUAGAACUUUAUCCAAGAAUAUUUAAUAUUGAUAUUAAACUUAUUACAAAUUGUCGAUAUGGAAUGUUAACAUGGGCACUAUUAUCUAUUAUUUUUUGUAUGAAAACCUUUGAACUUUAUGGUUAUACAGAUAGUGCUUUAGUUACAUGUAUUUUAACACUUGUUUAUUUAACAAAAUUUUUUUGGUGGGAAUCAGGUUAUAUGAAAACUAUUGAUAUAAUUGUUGAUCGUGCUGGAUUUUAUUUAUGUUGGGGUUGUAUUGUAUGGGUAUCUGGUAUUUAUACACUUCCAUCUUAUUUUAUUGUUAAACAUCCAAAUCAACUUGGAUUUGUAUUAACAUCAAUUAUAUUACUAUUAGGUCUUCUUUCAAUCUAUGUUAAUUAUGAUUGUGAUAGACAAAAACUAGAUGCUCGAUCAAAACAUGGAAAAUGUUCAAUAUGGGGUAAACCAGCUGAAAUAAUUCAUACAAAAUAUCGUUUAUUAAAUGGUAAUGAAUGUGAAAGUAUAUUACUUGUAUCUGGUUAUUGGUCAUUAUCAAGACAUUUUCAUUAUAUACCCGAAUUAACAUUAGCUUUUCUUUGGACAUGUCCAUGUGGUUUUAAAUAUAUUUUACCAUAUUUUUAUUUUAUUAUAUUGUUUAUUUUAUUAAUGCAUCGUGCACAUCGUGAUGAUCAAAAAUGUACAUUAAAAUAUGGUCAAACAUGGCUAAAAUAUUGUCAUUUAGUACCUUGGAAAGUAUGGCCUGGAAUUUAUUAA